Acanthosepion pharaonis is the source of this 1914-nucleotide messenger RNA. Lineage: Eukaryota; Metazoa; Mollusca; Cephalopoda; Sepiida; Sepiidae. The record is from the annotation of a GenBank genome assembly.
AUGCUCAAGCAUCUCCAACUACCCUCUCCACGCAAAGUGACUUUUAGACCUAACCCCUGCCCACGAGCGAUCUAUACAUUCAUAACUCGCUCCAAAGAGGAUAAGAAGGAAAAACCAGCUGUAGAUUAUGUCUUCUUUAUGAGACUGAUAAAAAUCUUGAAAAUUCUUAUCCCAGGCUGGUUUUCCAUUGAGACAUGGUAUUUGGUAAUGGUUGCAAUUUCUCUGAUUGCCCGAACAUAUGCUGAUGUGUGGAUGAUACAAAAUGGCACAGCAAUUGAGAGUGCUAUCAUUGGCAGAGAUAUGGAACUUUUUAAAGUCCAUUUAUUCCGAUUCAUUUAUGCAAUGCCAGCAGUUUCUGCAACAAAUAACUUCUUGAAAUAUGGCCUCAGUAAACUGAAACUACGAUUCCGAAUUCGUCUCUCUACACAUCUGUAUGAAAAGUAUCUAAAGGGUUUUACAUUUUACAAGAUGAGUAACCUAGACAACCGAAUAUCCAACCCUGAUCAACUGCUCACACAGGAUGUUGUGAAAUUUUGCAAUUCUGUUGCAGAUUUAUAUUCUAACUUGAGUAAGCCUGUAUUAGAUGUAAUCAUUUACACACUAAAGUUAGCGAGUAGCAUUGGACCCCAGGGACCAGCAACCAUGUUGGGGUACUUGGCUAUUUCAGGAUUAUUGCUAACUCGAGUACGCCGUCCAGUAGCAAAGAUGACAAUGAAAGAGCAACGUUUGGAAGGAGAUUAUCGUUAUGUCAAUUCUCGGUUGAUAACCAAUAGUGAAGAGGUGGCUUUCUACCAGGGCAACAAACGUGAACAUAAUAUCAUUAUUGCUACUUUUAAUAAAUUGGCUGAACAUGCUAGUAACUUCAUAUUUUUCCGCAUGCAAAUGGGUUUCAUAGACAGUAUCAUAGCAAAAUAUGUUGCUACAGUGAUUGGGUAUUUGGUGGUCAGUCGUCCAUUCCUCAAUCUGGCCCAUCCCAGGCAUUUGCGAAGUAGCCAUAGUGAACUUUUGGAGGAUUAUUACAAAAGUGGUCAAAUGUUAGUAAAGAUGGCUGAAGCAAUUGGAAGAAUAGCAUUAGCUGGACGUGAAAUGACUAGCCUUUCAGGUUUCACAGCACGUGUAACAGAAUUGAUGAACGUUCUUGAAGAUUUAAACAAAGGUCAUUAUGAACGUACUAUGGUAACUGAUAAUGGUUUAAAUAGUUCCAGUAUUUUAAAACCUGGUAGUGGCAAAGUGAUUUUCAAGGAUCACAUGAUCAAAUUUGAAAAAGUGCCUUUAGUAACUCCAAAUGGUGAUGUUCUUAUUAAAGAAUUGAGUUUUGAGGUUCAUUCCAAUAUGAAUGUGUUAGUAUGUGGACCUAAUGGUUGUGGAAAGAGUUCUUUAUUUCGAACGCUAGGAGAAUUAUGGCCAUUAUUUGGAGGAGUGAUGACCAAACCAGACAAAAGAAAGCUUUUCUAUGUUCCCCAGCGUCCAUACAUGGCAGUUGGGACCCUGCGGGAACAGAUGAUCUAUCCAGAUGUACAUGCAGAUCAGAUAGAAAGAGAAAUUAAUGAUGCGGAACUUGUUGAUAUUUUAGAGAAGGUUCAACUUGGAUAUUUGCUUGAAAGAGAAGAUGGUUGGGAAUCUGUAAAGGACUGGAUGGAUGUUUUAAGUGGUGGUGAAAAGCAAAGAAUGGCUAUGGCUCGCUUAUUUUAUCACAAACCUCAAUUUGCCAUACUUGAUGAAUGUACAAGUGCUGUCAGUGUUGAUGUUGAGGGAUUCAUUUAUCAGCAUUGCCGAAAACUUGGUAUAACAUUAUUCACCGUGUCUCACCGGAAGUCUCUUUGGGAACAUCAUGAGUAUUAUUUGAAAAUGGAUGGUCAAGGAAAUUAUGAAUUCAAACCAAUCACACCAGAAACUAAAGAAUUUGGGUCUUGA